This is a messenger RNA of Suillus discolor, 816 nucleotides long. RefSeq lists its product as uncharacterized. The transcript has 3 exons. The coding region runs from base 1 to 816 and encodes 271 amino acids. The record is from RefSeq and is a predicted model, not a curated record. NCBI's taxonomy places the organism in Eukaryota, Fungi, Basidiomycota, Agaricomycetes, Boletales, Suillaceae.
AUGGCCAUGUCCUCUGGUAUGACAGAGCCAUCAGAGACCUUUAUGCCUCCCACUUCUCCGCUGGUGGCUGACUCCUCAUGGACUCAGGAGAAUCCACUAAGUCCUCAGAAGGAGGACAGGAAUCUUCAGCUAAGCGGGAUCCCUGCUGCAAAUGGAAUAACGGAGAGUGCACACGCAUCUGAAGAACAGCAGAAGUUUAUUGAGGAUCAACUUGGUGAAGAAAUACGGCUGGGUCGAGUCUCUGAAAGCUUCAGAUCUGAAUUGUUACCUGGGAUGUAUAGCGUGCUGAUGCAUACAGUCCCAAAACCAAAUUCAGACAAGUUGCAUCUGGUCGUUGAUCAUACAGCCGGGGAGUACUCACUUAACUCUAUGAUUGACGUGGAUGCCAUUAAAGGCACAAAACUAGAUGGCUUGCACUCACUUGGUGCUUCCCUACUGGAGUUUAGAAAGGACCAUCCAGAUGAAAAACUGCUUCUCUUCAAGUCUGACGUGUCCCAAGCCUUUUGCAGACUACCUAUGCACCAGCUGUGGCAAGCCAAGCAGGUGCUAACAUUUCGUGGUCAAUGGCACAUCAAUCAUUGCAACAACUUUGGUGGGCGCGGCUCACCAAAGGUCUGGAUAUCAUUCAUGUCCCUCAUGGCAUGGAUUGCCAUUCACCACACCCUUAUCAAAGCCCUUAAGCUUUAUAUGGACAACUCUUUCUCCUUCGAGGUGGCUGGGUGGACGCUCUAUUAUGAGCCUUAUCAAUGUCACUUCCCAGAAAAGCAGACUCAUCUACUGCAAUUAUGGGAUGAGAUUGGUGUGCCUCACGAUUGA